AUGAUUAUGAAACAUUGGAAGGCUGGUUUGAAUCUGUCAGAUAUUGCUGUAGAUGUUGUUCCAGUGUGGGUUCGGCUUCAUGGGCUUGAUUUGAAGUUUUGGGGACAACAGACAUUGAUGAAGAUAGGGAGUUUAAUUGGUAAACCAAUUAGGAUGGAUAGAGCUAUUGCAAAUAGAGACAUGAUUGCUUUUGCCAGGCUCCUAGUGGAAGUGCAAGUAGGAUGUGGGAUUGAGAAAGUGGAAUUCAUGGAUGAAUUAGGCCAAAUUGUGACACAAGAGGUGGAGUUUGAAUGGAAACCUGUCCUGUGCACUAGUUGUAAGGGACUGGGUCAUGAUAGUUCUCAAUGUACUAGGGUGAGAAUGGAAAAGAGGAAUGGGCCUCAUAUCAAGAAAGAUAAUCAAAAGAAGAAUGGACCUACUAGGAAGGUUUGGAAGCCUGUUCAGAAACCUUCUCAGAAGUCAGUUCAAUCACCUGUUCAGAAGGCAGGGCUUGUAGGCAGUGAUACUGAGAAUGAGGAAGUUGAACAAGGCAGUGACUGUUUGGCAAUAGGGAGGAGGCAUUUAGCUUUUGUUGACAAGGUGGUACAGCAGGAUAUUGGACUGUUUGGACUCCUAGAAACAAAGGUGAAGGCCAAGAAUUUUGGUAAGGUCUUCUCCAAUUUUGGUGAUGAGUGGUCUGUGUGUGCUAAUUACUCAAAGUGUGUAGGGGGUAGAAUCUGGGUUAUUUGGAAACCUACUAUUUUCACUGUUACUAUUAACAAGAUUGAAAAUCAGUGUAUUCAUGUUCAAAUUCUGCAUAAGGCUACUGGUCUGCUAUUCUGGUUGACUGUGGUGAAUGGUUUUAAUAAGCCUAGUAGAAGGGAAGAUUUAUGGAGGUAUUUGGAAGAGAUCAGUAGGUGUAGUAUGGAUCCUUGGAUGGUUUUUGGAGAUUUUAAUAAUGCUCUGAAUAUUGGAGAUAGGGUUGGUUCACCUGUUUCAUUAGCAGAAGUUGAUGCUUUUAGGUUUGUGGGCUUACUGAUUUCAACACUAGUGGUUGUGAAGCCUAUUAAGGUUGUGUUUCUGCCAGAAGGUCUCAUGGAUCAUUGUCCCUGUGUGGUGGAUCUAUUGGAUUCUGAGAUGGGUUUCAAAAAGCCUUUUAAGUUCUUCAACUUUUGGUCUGAGUUGCCUGAGUUCCAAGAAGUGGUAGCUAGGGCUUGGGAUUGUAAUGUGACUGGGACUGCUAUGUUUUGUUUAGUUCAAAGACUUAAAGCCUGUAAAAAUGGGCUUAAAGGUUUGAAUAAGAACCAGAAAUGUGUUGAUCCUAGAGGAAAAGCUAGGAAGCAGUAUGGUGAGGCUCAUAAGAAGAAAAUGAGCUUUCUAAAACAGAAAGCUAAGCUCCAUUGGCUCAAACAUGGAGAUGUGAACUCUGCUCAUUUUCAUGCUAGCAUAAAGAAGAGAAGGCUUCAGAACAGGAUUAGUAGUAUUGAGAAUAAGGAUGGGGUGGCUGUCCAGGGGCAUGAGCAAAUUGCAGAUGCUUUCUUAGGGUUUUACAAGGAUUUACUAGGUACUGAUGUUCCUGUUCAGGGUUCCAUUCAUCAAUCUGUUAUUGAUGAAGGGCCUGUGAUUGAUGGUGAUAGGAGCAGGGGGCUUUGUAGGCCUUUUCUAGAUGCUGAUGUUAAAAAGGCUUUGUGGGAUAUAGAUGACAAUAAGGCCCCUGGUCCAGAUGGGUUUUCUAGCCAGUUCUUCAAGAAGGCUUGGGGUAUUGUGGGCAAAGAUGUAUGUAAGGCUGCUCUUGAUUUCUUUCAAACUGGUAAACUUCUGAGGCAGGUUAAUAAUACUGCUAUUACUUUGAUCCCUAAGGUGGAAUGUGCUAGUAAAGUUGGGCAAUAUAGACCUAUUUCUUGUUGCAAUGUAAUGUACAAAAUCAUCUCUAAGAUGAUUUGCAGUAGGCUAAAGGAAGUAUUGCCAGAUCUUGUUUCUGAGGAUAUACUUAAAGAUUACAAGAACAAAAGGAAGCCACCUCGUUGCACUGUUAAGGUGGAUUUACAGAAAGCUUAUGAUUCUAUCAGCUGA
Molecule: messenger RNA, 2052 nt
Organism: Chenopodium quinoa (quinoa)
Lineage: Eukaryota; Viridiplantae; Streptophyta; Magnoliopsida; Caryophyllales; Amaranthaceae
Exons: 6
Coding region: 1-2052 (683 amino acids)
Source: RefSeq, a predicted model, not a curated record